This is a messenger RNA of Cokeromyces recurvatus, 2422 nucleotides long. RefSeq lists its product as uncharacterized. The record is from RefSeq and is a predicted model, not a curated record. NCBI's taxonomy places the organism in Eukaryota, Fungi, Mucoromycota, Mucoromycetes, Mucorales, Mucoraceae. The coding region runs from base 470 to 2317 and encodes 615 amino acids. The transcript has 5 exons.
UUUUUUUUUAUCUAAUCAUGGAAUGGAUUGAAACAGAAGUUAUCCAUUCACAGCAAAUAACUUCAAAUGACAUUGAUGGUUGUCAUCUUUUUGGUUGCCCAUACCAUAACAUUAGCUUUGCACUAACAGAAUCUGGACAGGUGUAUUCAUUUACCUUUGAGGUAAAAAAAAAAACACAAAAAACAAAAAAAAUCGAUUUAUCAUUGUACAUAGUUUUAAGCUUAUGUUUUAAUUAACAAAGUUGUAUAAUAAUAAACUUCCAGAAAACAUUGUUGAAGUGAUUAACGCUUGUCAACAAAAUGAUCUUGAACAUUGUCAAUAUUAUUUAAAAUCCUCAAAUAAUAAAAUAUAUCAAUGGCAAUUAAAGAUUAGGUAAUACGCAGAUAAUAUUUUAUUUAGCAUUUCUGAUUUAGUAUGUAGUCAGGAUGAUGAGCAGCCUAAGAUAAAGCGUAUUAAGUCAUCAAGUGACAUGAUUACAAGUAGCAAUGAGUUUGUUUCACAACGAAUGCAAAUAACAGAAAAUAAUACAUUAUUGCUUGAAAAUGAAUCUAUUAAUCCAUCAUCAACUGUUAAUGAUAUUAUUUGUCCUAUUGAAAAAGUAGAUUCCAGUUUUAUGGAAUUUUUUCAUUUAAAUAGUGAUAAUGGAACAAUUCUAGGAAAAAAGGAUGGCUCAGUCAUUUGGAGAAAAGAUAAUGAAGAGAUAAAAAUGCUGAUAUUGCCUGAUGAACAAAUCAAAAAAAUUGAUUUUAUUUGUAAACCAGAGCUAUCCGAUAAGCUGAACACUUUAUUUGUCUUUGGUGAUCAAGGAACUAUUAUGGUCUAUACGAAAGCAUCCUCUGAUAAUUUAGUCGAGUUAAAGCAAUUUGACUUAUUAACCACUUCAGUUUAUCAGAUUGAAAAGAUAAAAGACUUUGUUUAUAUGUUAUGCUUGCCAUUUAGUAAAUUAGUCUUACUUGAAUUUGAUAAAGAUAUAAAUUUGAAAUCAACUCAACUACAAGGCACCUCUGGUGCGCAUCAAAUUUUUUGCUAUACUAACAAAGCGUUAUUUGAAGCACUGCUAGUAACAUCUUCAACUAUCACUAUGGUCCAGUACAAGUACAAUUCAUCAGUAUCUAUCGUAAACAACCCAGAAGCGAUACAACUUGCUAUUGAAGACGCUCUAGAUGAACUUGCUAUAAGUGAAUCUGUUAUUCAAUCCGUCACUCAAAAAGAUGAAUCACUCAAUAAGCAGCUUAUUUCGAUCAAUAGAACACUCUAUGCUUUACGUAGUAUCAAUAAUCAAAGAGAAUUGGGUAUUGGUAACUCAUUAGAAACGACAGGAUUUGAAUUGACAGUACGUCCGGUUAUGAAAACGAACGCAUAUGAAUCUUGUCAGUUUAAUACGACAUGUCAUUUACGUGUUUGUAUUAAAACAUCUAAUUUUUUGGAGUUGGAACAUUGGGAUCUUUAUGUUUAUUUAAUGCAUAAUGGCAUUGGGCAACAGCAUCUCAUAUCAUUAGUAGGAUUUGAACCACAUUAUGAAAUGGGUAUUGAACGAUAUCUUAUAUGGGAGCGCGAUAUUCAGAUCGAUUUAUCAUCAUUAAUAUUACCGUUAGAGAUUAGUACUGAAUUAGUCAUGUCUCCAGCGUUUCAUUUUCCAGUCUCCAGAAUGAUAUUAGAUGAUUUUCAUUUUGCAAUACCAGUUACCCAAGAUAUUAAUUUAAGUAUCAAGAAAAGAGGAUUAGAAGAAAUUUCCAAUAGAUUACUGCAAUCUCUUAAUAAGCAAUCAAUGCACGAUAGAAGAAGUAAAUUGUAUACAGUUUUUGCAUUAGGGUUUAACAAGCAAGAUACAUCAUUAUUUAAUUUUAAAGAUACGAAAAUAUAUGUACGAUAUUUAAUUGAAGAGGAUUUAAGUGAUGAAAAGUAUAGAUCUAUUAUGGCUUCUAUUUUUAACGAAGGAAGAACAUUAGAGGAUCUCCAACAUUUAUUACAGAAUGGAGCGGAGGAAGCUAUAUUCAGUUUAGCAGCCUAUCCAGGAUGUCCUAUUAUUCUUCAAUUAUCUAGACUAAAAACUAAUAUGAUUGAGUUUUCAAUUCAAUCCAUUUAUCCACCAGCUUUAUUUAAGACGGAAGCUACACUUCUACAAAGGAUUUCACGUUGUUUUAUAGAAAAACCUAUAGAUAUUAAACGAAAUGAGUUGGAAGAAUUAUUAUUUGAAAUUCAAGAAAAAUAUCAGCAAACAACUGAUAAUUUAUGGGAUGAUUUGAAUCAAGUUAUCCAACGUUACUAUGCUAUACAUCAAAACGAUCCCAUAGGAAGUUUAUUGAUAUAUGAUUAAAUAAUAAAUUUUUAUAAAAAGGAAGAUAAUAAUAAUAACUAAUAGCAUAUAGAGUUAUAAUACGUUGUGUUGUCCUAGUUCGUAAAAAAAAAAAAUAAAAAAAAA